Messenger RNA from Sphaerodactylus townsendi, 3483 nucleotides. It is a transcript of the gene EMILIN2, whose product is annotated as elastin microfibril interfacer 2. The transcript has 8 exons. NCBI's taxonomy places the organism in Eukaryota, Metazoa, Chordata, Lepidosauria, Squamata, Sphaerodactylidae. The record is from RefSeq and is a predicted model, not a curated record. Bases 112 to 3420 code for a protein of 1102 amino acids. Gene Ontology annotation, molecular function: protein binding.
GACCAGAGGGCAGGGCGGCGGGAGCCUGCGUGGGGAGGGGCGCGAGGCGAAGCGAAGCGAGGGGGCAGCUGCGCGCCGGCGGAUCCGUCUGGUGCCGCUGCGCUGGCGGGCAUGGAACUGCGCCCCAAACUCCUCGGCGGGACUGUGGCGCUCCUCGUGUGCCUGGGCGGCUGCCUGAGCCAGACCCCUCCGCAGGCGCGCACUGGGCGGCCGGGCGGCAGGAGCAAAAACUGGUGUGCCUACAUAGUGAACAAGAAUGUGAGCUGUUCUGUGCUGGAUGGCACUGAGAGUUAUGUUCAAGUUCAAUACAACUGUGGCUGGAACCAGAUGCCCUGCCCACAAACCCCAACUUAUCGUACAAAUAUCAGACCUAGAUAUAUAACAACAUACAAGACAGUAACAGAAUUGGAAUGGAGAUGUUGUCCUGGGUACAUGGGUGUAGACUGCAAAGAAAGCACAGCUCCACCAUCAAGAAAAGCUGUUUUCCCAGCAGAGUUACCACCGAAUGAUGCAAAGACAAGCCCGGACUCUAAACCAAGGUUACCGCAACAUGAAUUACAGGAUAAAAAAAUUCAGGACCUUGAAGAUGAAUUGUUCCGCCUUACACAGACAGUCCUUGAGCUUCAGUCCUCCUUAACAGGGGUUAAUGAUAAUCUAAAACUUGCAGUGCAAGAAGAUGCAAGUCAUACGCGUGUCUCGUGGCUGAACAAUCUUCGUGAUCAUCCUGGCCCUGGCAGUGAUGCUGAGAAAGGAAGAGACACAAUUCAUCCGUCUAAAAAUAAAGAUGAAAAAGAUCCUUUUACUGAAUCUGGAGCAGAGAACACACAAUCAGAAAUAGCUCAGGUGAAAGAUGCUUUGAAGGUCGAAAAUGACAAGCAGGAAGAACUAAAUGGGAAGGUGAAUGGUUAUGAAGGGCAAUUAAAACUACUCCAGGAAGCAGCUCAAGGCCCAACCAUAAUGAUGCCUAGUGGCCAGUUAUAUCACGCAUACAUUGAUGCUAAGUUUGAGGCCCUGAGACAGGAAAUAUUGGAAGGGUUUGAGAAAAAAAUGUCAGAUCUAAAAAAUUCAUGUGAAUACAAAUUGAUGGAUAUUCAGCAACAUUGUGAUGAUCUUGAAGCCAGCUGUUUAGGAAUAAGAGAACUUAUAGGAGAAAAAGAAAAUGAUCUGAGGAAAGAAAUAAAAACUAUUCAGACUCUAAUCCAAGAACCAUUUAACCAGUCAUUUUGCUGCAACAGUGCCAAAAUGGAUGACUUUGGGCAGCAGGUAAGACAACUGGAAGAGAAGAUUGACAGAACUGCAGAAGCAAGCAGGAUUUUAAACACCAGAAUAGAUAAUGAAAUAAAGCAUACUUCCACUCCAGAUUUAGGAAGUAACUUUGAUGCAAAAUGGGAGGAACUGGAAGCAAGGAUCAAUGUUACAGAGAGAAAUGCUGAGGAACACUGCUUUUACAUUGAGGAAACUCUUCGUGGUACUAUAACUACUGAAGUAAAUGAUGUGAGAAACUUACUUGAGCAAAAACUGCAGGCACUGGGAAAUCGCCUGGGAACCACUAUUCUAGAUAUUACUAACGUUGCAAAUCCAGAAGAGAGAGUUACUGGUCCAGGAUCUAUUUCACAUAGUGACUCAAGGUUUGAAAAUGAGCCGCUUGCAUCUGAGAUUAACUUUUUGAAGCGCAAACUACAAGACAUUGAAAACAAUUGUGGGCAGAAAUGCCAUUCUUUAGUACCACAGAAUUUGGAAGGACUCCAGAAAGUCCUAGAAAAUUGCAACAGCAAAUAUGAUCUGUUGCUUUUGAAAACAGGAAAUGAUACUGUUCGUAUAAAUUAUUUAAAUGGUUCUUUAAAUGACAACUUUAAUUCAAUUAAAAGCAAUCACCGUGACAUCCAGAGACUUCAAAAAGACUUGCGAAUAGUUCGCUAUGGCAUAAGUGCUCUUGAUAAAGAUAUAAAAGCUGUCCAAGGUGGCUUGAACAGCUGCAGAGAGCAACUUGUGGGUAUCAAUUCUACGUGUGAAAAGACACAGGUUGGUGUGUUCAAAAAGAUAAAUAAAAUACAGAAAGCAGUUAACAAUCAAACAGCUCACCAAAACAAUAAUUGCUGUAAUGAGUUGAAAGAGAAGCUGGAGCAGUUAAAUGAGAAAGUGUUUUACGACACAAACAAAUGCAAAGAAAAAAAUCCCAGUGUAUCGUACUUGGAGAGUAGAGUGUCCCAUGUUGAAAAAGCCUGCAGCAGACUAGACAACAUGUCUGGCAGCCUUCAGAAGAUAAAGGAGGGAUUAAACAAACAUGUAUCCAGUCUUUGGAACUGUGUCAAUCAGAUGAACAGAACUGUGACAUCUCAUUCUAAGGAUAUUUUGGGCCUCAACAAUUCUGUGCAGCAUUUCCAUAGCCAGUUCCACAAAUUCAACAUCGAUGUUGAGAAUCUUAUGAAGACUCAACCUGCUACUCCAGAAAAGCCAGCAAGACUUCCACCGAGGAAGCCACAAGGAAAUGUUCCGCUGACACCAUCAGAUCCAAGAAUACCACUACAACCAUUACAGCCAGGAGUACCUCCAGUGUCAUCAAAGCCAAGGGCACCAUUACAUCCACAGCCAUCUGAACCAAGAAUACCUGUACAGCCGCCACAUUUAAAUAUACCUUUGCAGCCAUCUUAUCCAGAAAUAAUCAUACAGCCACCAUUACAGGGAAUCCCUUUGCAUCCAGUAGAUCCCAGCACUCCUCUACAGCCAUCAUUACCAGGCACUUCACCCGGCUUACCUCCCUUGCCUGGUUCAUCUGGGAUAUGGAUGGAAACUGGGCAGGCAGGCCCUCCUGGUACUCUUUUAAUGACAGGAAGAGGACAGUCAAAAAGUAUAAAUGGUCUGAAUGGACAAAAUAAUGUGGGUGCUUCUGAAGGUUAUGCUGGAGCACCAGGAUAUCCAAAACCACCACAACAUCCAUCUGCAGCUACACAAGGAGCAGCUAUUACUUCGCUGGUAUCAUUCUCUGCCGGUCUCACACAGAAACCUUUCCAUGAUGACAUGGGUGUAGUGCAUUUUAAUAAAGUGCUUGUUAAUGAUGGCAACAACUAUAACCCUUCUACAGGGAUCUUCACAGCUCCAUAUGAAGGUCGUUAUCUUAUCACUGCUGUCCUAGCUCCCGAAAGGGAUGAAUACGUUGAAGCUGUGCUGUCUGUUUCCAACGCAAGUGUCGCUCAGCUCCAUACAGCUGGUUAUAAGAGGGAGCUGCUAGAAUAUCACAAGCCAAGACCAGGAAAACGAACUUGUGGUGGAACUGGGGCUUUCAAUCUUGUUCUUCACCUCAAUGCUAGAGCAGAAGUAAGCAUUGUUGUUACUGGGGGGAUGCUGGCCUCCACAGACUCUGAUGAAAUGUAUUCCACUUUUAGUGGAGUGUUUCUAUAUCCUUCUGUUUCUCAUGGGUAAGGUAUGUGAGCAGUAGGUAGGGUAGGUAUCUGGAAGAAAGCAAUAAAAUGGCAACCUGUUCUA